UAACUCACGCAGUUGAUUGCUGGAGUACGAUCUCUUUUAAAAACAACGCCACUAUUCCACGAAAAACAGCUCCUCGUGUCUUUACUAAAGUAAUAUUUUCUUAAAAAACAUGAACAGGUCAGAUUCGGGUUCAAGGUUGAUCGAUGUCAAUCGAAAUGAUGCUUUUCGCUCGUUUUCCCCGACUGCAAAUAACAGACUUAUAGGCCAGCUUCAAGAUCAACUCAACACUUUAAAGAGACAGCUGGAGGAAAAAGAAGAACUAAUCCUGACUCUGACAACAGACAGAUAUGCAAGUAGACCUGAUUCCCAGAAGGCAGGAUCGGACCCCCUAAUGGACAUGUCCGUCACAAGGGAGCACCUGAACCAAUACCGCCUGACCGCUGAGGCUGCUCGCAGUGACCUCGCAGCCUUGCAGAUCAAACACGAGGGCACUCAGACUGAGCUUUUAGACAUCAAAUCUCGACUGGCGUCCAGAGAAGCGGCACUUCAGGAGCUGAAGGGAGAGCUGGAUUUGUAUAAGGAGAACAAUGCCAGACAGGCCUCUCUGAUCAGCAGUCUGAGAGAGCAGGUUCAGGCCACGGAACAGGAGUCGGGGGUGAUGGCUUCGUCCAAAACACGUCUGGAGAUUACUUUCCAGGCACUGAUCAAGGAAAACAAUGAGCUGAAGCAGAAAGUCCAGGACCUGGAAGACAAGUUACAAAUGUACAUAAGUGAAUGGGAUGAAUCAAAGCAUCACGCCUCCUCCAGUGAGAGGAAACUCCAGGACUUCCUCUCCAGGCUGGCCAGCAGAAUGAACAUUGACUGGUCAGGGAAGGAGGACCCACAGGAUGUCAUGGUUUCCUUGGUUGAUGAGCUGUAUAAGGACAAUGACAGGCAGAGGUGCCAGAUUGCAAGCCUCAAGGAGUGUGUGAGCGCCCAUGAAGUGGAGUCCAAGGCCAGCCGAGAAACAGUGAUGAGGCUGGUGUCAGAGGUCAGCCGAGAGCAGAGAGCUGCUGUCUCCUGCAGAAGGGACCUGGACACACUCCGACCGGAGCUAGACAGUACUAUCCAAGCGAAGACGAGUCUGGAGAGAGAAAAUCAGCUCCUUCAGGAAAGGCUGGAGGCUACCAGAAGUGCCUGGGAGGCUUCGAAGCAGGAGCUGAGCAGCUUGAAGAAGCACUCUCAGGAACUGAACGGCAACCUCCGCAACAGCCUGAGCGAAACCAAGUCUGCGCAGGGCCUGCUUCAGGCCUUCAGGGAGGACCUGGCCACUCUGCUGAGCGGCCGCAGUGGGACUGUGCACCCCACGGAGGAGGCCAUCCGAGAGAGGAUCCGGGAGAUCUGCAGCAUCGAAGAGAACAAGAAAGAGGCACUGGUGGAGAUGGAAGCAAAGGCGUCGCGGGUGACGGAGCAGUUGGCGAGGCAGACGGAGCUCCACGAGGCUGCUCUGCAGAGGGCCAGGCAGGCUGAGCAGCAGCUGGGAGAGCUGAGGGACAGGCUGAAGGGGCUAGAGGGAGAGCUUGUGUCUGGAGACGUAGUUCGUGAUGGAUUGAGCCAACAAAAACAAACUUACUUGCGAUUCCUGGAGGAGCUCUCCGAGAAGAUGAAACUGGACAGAGUAGCCACAGACCUGGGCUUCGACAUGAGAGUGGAGGCCAUCUUGUCCCGGGCAGAGCAGCUUGUCAAACUGGAAGCAACAGCUGUACUGGAAAAUAAGACUUUGGUCCAUAAUUUACAGAGGAAGCUAAAGAGCCAGAAGGAGCGGCUGGAAAGCAGGGAGCUGCACAUGGAGCUGCUGCGGAAGAAGGUCGCCCAACUGGAGGAGGAGAAGAGGAGCCGCACGGCGGUGGCGGUGGAGCGAGACGAGGCCAAUCUCACGGUCCGGAAACUACAGAAGAAGGUCGAGCGGCUGCAGAAGGAGCUGGACUACACCCGCCUCUCUAACACCGAGCUCAAAGCACAGCUGUCUUAUACCAAUGAGCUCAAGAUUAAGACCAUGGAGCAGAAUCAAACAAUUGAAGAGCUGAACAAAAGCCUGGAUAAGCUGGAGAAGGUGAAACUGCGGGCAGAGAAGAGGCUGACCACAAUGAAAUCUGAGUUAGACGUCACUGAACAUAUCACCAAAGAAGAGAAACAGAGAGCCCAGAGCCUGUUAGAGAGCCUCACCAGUGAGCUGAAGACUCUCAAACACACUCUGGAGGAUCUUGCCAAGAGGGAGAGACAGCUGCUGGAUUUCCGUGAAGUGGUGUCCCAGAUGGUUGGCUUAAAUGUCAACACCCUGGCGCUCCCUGACUACGAGAUCAUAAAGAGGCUGGAGGGGCUGAUCCAUGGGCACCCCUGGCCCUCCCUGUGCCACCAUCACUCCCAGGAGCAAUUCAGCCAGGACUUCACAGCUGGGUAUAACCAUGCCCGGCGAAUGCUGUCGGCCAGCCCCAAGGCCCUUACUGCACCUUCUCAAGCAGAGCGAUCUACCAGAAGACCACAGUGAAAUUCUUCUCCCACACACCUCCUUUGGAUAACCCAGCUUUUUUAACACGUAGUAGCAGUACAGUAUAAUAUAGUCAGAGUUGCAGUUUCCAUCAGCAGGCCAGAGCUCAGAACAGAUUGGGUUUCAAUCUACAAGAAAUUCCACGAGCAACAUGGCAUUUUCAAUUAGCAAAGUUUUGAUUCAUAACUGGAAUAAAAAAGGAAAUUUUAAUUAUUUCCUUCCAAUCCACUGUCGUCAACAGCAUGUUCUUGUGAAUGGCCUGUUGUGUUUUCUUGCUAUCGGAAAUACAGGAUAGUUAUGAAUACUUGCAGUCACCUCUAUGAACAAUAUCUUUGCAACCAUGUAAUGCAGCAAAUAACACUACAGUAUAUACAUAUGGGUUCAAGUAAAUGUAAAGUAAUAGCAUUUACUAUGUGUUGCUUCAUUACUGUUUGGUACUGUACACAUCGUAUCGUGAUUGAAAAAUGACAUACCUUUGCCGAACAUCAGGAUAAUCAUGUUUUUGGCUGGUAGCUGUGGCAUGUUGAAUCUGUAAACAUGGGCAAAGAUGUUCAAUAGGUGUGAUACAGCUUAUUUUCUAUAUGUCUGGAUAUGCUAUAUUUUCACAUUUGUAAGAAGGGGCAAAAUGGAGCCUUAUUUUUUUUUUUCUAAGCAAUUUACCAGAUCUGGUACUCAGGUCCUACACAAGUACAAGUAUGACAAUUAACUGCAUCCCUUAUAAUGCACAGUAUGCCAGUAUUUCUUUGUCCUGCCAUUCAUAUGUCUUUGAUGCUACUGUAUAUGUGUAGUUUGUGAUUUUAGUGUCAAUUUAAUACUCACAGAAACAUUAGACCAUUAAUUCUGCUCAGGUGACUGCAAGACUUUAUAACCAUUUCAUACUAAUAACAGCACAGACUGGCAAAUCAGGUUCUAGCUAUCUAUUAUUAAUUAGCUGCAUAAUUCUUCUACUUCUAAACAGGCUCGGGUGAUUAGGAGGCAACUGGACUUUUAGGAUAUGGAUUUCUUGUUUAAUCAACAUUUAUGAAAAAUCCUAUAUAUAUAUCUAUUUUAGAAAAUAUUUAGGUUAGUUGUUUAAUUGUCUACUAAGGUUGAAACAAAAUCAAGAAUACACCGGGCCCUCCUGGAGUUUGAAAUGCCUUCUCUAAGGCUAACUAUGAUCUUAACUAACACAGAACUGUUUUCUCAUUCCUCAGUGACUAUUUCCAAGAUAUUUAUAUGUUCAUUUUUGGGGCACAGAACUACCAAUGCAAAAGGAGUUUUUGGAGUCCUUUCUUUUGAUCUGGGAUUGUUAUUACUUUACCAUGUGUGAAUUUUGCAUCACAAUUGCUAAUCCAAUUGUUUGGCCAAAUUCAUGACUAGAACUACAGUAUAGUGUUUGUGUGUGAUCUGCCUUUGAAAGGAACCUCCUGGUAAAAUAUUUCCUUCACAGUGAGUAAUGUGUGACUGAAUUGAAAUAAUCAAGUGAUCUCAUUACCAGACACUAUAAUGCUACUUCCAAUUCCACAUACUAAAAAAUUAAGAUAAAUAUUUCUUUAUGUACUGCAAUUUCAGUAGUGCCCACACAGCACCUAUUCACAACAACAGUCCAUGUUAAAGUGGUCUUGGUUAAGUAUUAACUGUAAGAUUGCAUGUAAGUUUCCAAUUUGAUUGGAAAGUGGCUUCAAUAUCAUAUAUUGUUGUGACAUGACAGACCACCCAUUAAGUAAGGUGGAUCCAGGGGUUCUGAACACAUGAAGAUUCACAAUGACAGUAGUGAAAAGUGCUGGAGGCUUCCUUGCAGAUAUCUUAAAACUAGACAAUUUUAAAGUUAAAAAUCUUAAACUUAAAAGCUGCCACUACCUGGUCCAGACAGAAGACUGAAACCUAAUGGUCUCACCAGUUCC
Messenger RNA from Lepisosteus oculatus (spotted gar), 4350 nucleotides. RefSeq names its product coiled-coil domain containing 170 (gene ccdc170). Lineage: Eukaryota; Metazoa; Chordata; Actinopteri; Semionotiformes; Lepisosteidae. The record is from RefSeq and is a predicted model, not a curated record.